Molecule: messenger RNA, 912 nt
Organism: Letharia columbiana
Lineage: Eukaryota; Fungi; Ascomycota; Lecanoromycetes; Lecanorales; Parmeliaceae
Exons: 2
Coding region: 1-912 (303 amino acids)
Biological process (GO): negative regulation of glycolytic process; regulation of pentose-phosphate shunt; fructose 1,6-bisphosphate metabolic process
Cellular component (GO): cytosol
Molecular function (GO): fructose-2,6-bisphosphate 2-phosphatase activity
Source: RefSeq, a predicted model, not a curated record
AUGAGACUUUUCCUCAUCCGCCACGGUGAAACAGUCGAUAAUGUAGCCCAAGUAUAUGCUGGAGUCAAAGACUCCGCCCUGACCGUCCAUGGCAAUCUGCAAGCUGAACGAUUGGGGAAAUACUUUGCGGAGAAUGGGCUACGUUUCAGAAGAAUAUUUUCCUCUGACCUGCAGCGUGCUUUGAAAACUGCAACUGCGAUACGCCUGGCACAGCCCCUGCCUGACUGUGAUGCGGCACCUGAGGCAAAAUUACAAGUCACUGCGCUUACGGUCUUGCGGGAGCAGGACUUCGGAUUCUACGAAGGGAAACCGUUUUAUGCCCGUCCUAAGGAUUCUACUAGGUCAGGAAAGGAGAACCACCGAUCUCAACAUCAGGAUGAUCCCGACUUCAAGGAUGUCGAGUCGAAGGAGUCGAUGGCUUUGAGGAUGUCGAGAUUCCUUCACGAUCAUCUAGUGCCCGCCAUACGGAGUGAAUCAGUGGAGCUCACCAGCGACAUUGUGGUCGUAUCCCAUGGGAUAAUCUUGUCCCAGCUAUGGAGAUGCUUACUCACGCUCCUUGCAAAAAAUAGCAUCACUCUAUCUCAAGGGCUCUCUGUGGGCACUGGUGGCAUCACGCCCCUUGAACAUCUUGGCGGAUGGUCAAACACCGGUUACCUGGAGCUAGACAUUCUGAAGAAAGAGUCAGCCGCUACAGGCGAGCUGGCAAUAUCUACUGCUGCGCCGCACACUUUUAAUUCAUCUAACGCCGACAACGACGCGUCUUCACCAUUACACCAAUACAAGGUUGUCAUCAAGACCGUUAAUGGAAAAGAGCAUUUGAAGGGUCUAAAGCGCACCAGGGGUGUUGGCAGCUCAAGGUUCGACGAGAGCCAAAAAUCCAUUGAGUCGUUCUUCAAGAAGAGGAAAGUGUGA